UAAAGUUGGGUCCCCAUUGACUGUAAAGCUAUAACUCACUACACAGAGAUAGACAGAAAUCUCGCCAUGGAAGAAGAAGAGCAGACGAAGAAGCAGAUCAGUGAUCUGAAUUCUCCAUUCAUUCCGCCGAGACACCACGAUGGCAGAUCUUUUACGAGGGAUGAGAUAUGGGAGGAGGUGAAGAGGCAGCUCCGAUUAGCCGGGCCACUGGUGACAGUGAACGUGUUGAUAAGCUGUUUGCAAAUGAUAUCGGUCAUGUUCGUGGGGCAUCUGGGGCAGCUUCCUCUCGCCGGAGCUUCCAUGGCUACUUCCUUUGCUUCUGUCACUGGUUUCAGUCUCCUCAAUGGAAUGGGCAGUGCAUUAGAGACAUUCUGUGGGCAAUCAUAUGGAGCAAAACAAUACCAUAUGCUUGGAAUUCACUUGCAAAGAGCCAUGGUUGUUCUUCUUCUCGUCAGUUUCCCGCUCGCCGUUGUAUGGUUCAAUGCCGGCGACAUUCUUCGGCUGCUUGGCCAAGAUUCCGAGAUCGCAGCGGAGGCUGGCCGGUAUGCUCGUUGCAUGAUUCCCAGCAUUUUCGCCUUUGCCAUUCAACUGUCCCAUGUUCGUUUCUUGCAGGCCCAGAACAAUGUUCUUCCUAUGACAGUCAUUGCCGCCGCCACCGCGGUGCUCCACUGCUUUGUGUGUUGGGGUUUGGUUUUCCGCUCCGGGUUGGGGAACCGAGGAGCAGCAUUGGCCAAUGCUAUGUCUUACUGGAUAAAUGCAGUGGCAUUGGCGGUUUAUGUUAGAGUUUCGCCGUCGUGCCGGAGGACGUGGACUGGAUUUUCCAGCGAGGCGUUUCGUGGGAUCUUCAACUUCCUUAAACUCUCUAUUCCUUCUGCUCUCAUGCUCAGUUUGGAGAUAUGGUCAUUUGAGAUGGUGGUUUUGUUAUCGGGCCUUCUUCCAAAUCCAAAGCUUGAAACUUCUGUUCUAUCAAUCAGCCUCAAUACAGCUUACAUGAUUUACAUGAUACCCCUUGGAAUCAGUGGUGCAGUGAGCACAAGAGUUUCGAAUGAACUUGGAGCAAGGAGGUCAAUGGCGGCUAUCUUAGCAGGACGUGUUGCAAUGGGGAUGGUGGCAACAGAAGGCACCAUGGCUGCUAUUAUCAUCAUCGUGGGCAGAAGAUUAUGGGGUUACAGUUAUAGUACUGACGAGACUAUGGUUGGAUAUUUGGCCCAAAUCUUGGUUUUGCUUGCCAUUUUGCACAUCUUCGAUGGAAUUCAAUCUAUUCUCUCAGGUAUCACAAGAGGAUGUGGAAGGCAGAAGAUUGGUGCUUUUAUUAACUUGGGAGCUUAUUACCUUGUGGGCAUUCCUACGUCUAUCUUUUUAGCAUUCUUUCUAGGCAUUGGAGGAAAGGGGCUGUGGAUGGGAAUAAUGGUGGCAGUGUUUUUACAAGCUCUAUUUCUUGGGAUCUUGAUUCUAUCCACCAAUUGGGAUAGUGAAGUUAAGAAGGCGGCCGAUAGAGUUACGAGUUUCAUGCCAGAAAAUCUAUUAGAAUGAUACCAUCAAAUAACAAAUCGAACUUAGAUUGACUUUUAUGGUCAUCACAUUAAUUUGUAUUGGAUAUUCUAAAAUCAAAAUGAAUCUUUAUAUAGCCCUAUAACAAACAAAUUCUUAUUAUAUAUAUGCUACUUUUUUCCUUCUA
Molecule: messenger RNA, 1678 nt
Organism: Cucumis melo (muskmelon)
Lineage: Eukaryota; Viridiplantae; Streptophyta; Magnoliopsida; Cucurbitales; Cucurbitaceae
Product: protein DETOXIFICATION 16-like
Exons: 8
Coding region: 67-1533 (488 amino acids)
Biological process (GO): xenobiotic detoxification by transmembrane export across the plasma membrane
Cellular component (GO): membrane
Molecular function (GO): xenobiotic transmembrane transporter activity; antiporter activity
Source: RefSeq, a predicted model, not a curated record